Pomacea canaliculata is the source of this 5103-nucleotide messenger RNA. RefSeq names its product tetraspanin-4-like. Gene Ontology annotation, cellular component: membrane. Bases 1020 to 1865 code for a protein of 281 amino acids. The record is from RefSeq and is a predicted model, not a curated record. Lineage: Eukaryota; Metazoa; Mollusca; Gastropoda; Architaenioglossa; Ampullariidae. The transcript has 8 exons.
AUUUAUUUAGUUUUCUUUUUUGAAUGUCUUUAUUUCAGAUCAAAUUAUGAAAAUAAUAGAUUGUUUUUUUUUUAUAUCAUCCAGAAAUAAAUGCACAAGAUUGGAAUGUGGGAAGUCUUCAUUAACUUUUCUUGUCAUAAAAUUCUUAAAUGUUGGGGUUUGGGAAAGCACAGUAUAAUUUCAGAUUGGACUAUUGCCAACAAGAGGAAAGUUUCUGUCAACAAAACUAUCCAGAAAUAAAGGAGGGUGGGAAAGCUGUUCCUGCACAAGAGCUGCCGGCAGUUCACUGUUCCAAUAUUGAGCAGGAAAAAGCCACUUGCACCAUUACUGUACUGGGGCACUCAGAACAGGUGCUGAGGGGAAGCCAAACUGUCUGUGAUCCGAAUUCACUCCCUGGAUAUGUUGGUUUGUGCUUCUUGAGUAGCUUGCAGAGGAGCAGGUUUAGACAACUGUCCUCAAAUUAGUCAAUUUGUGGAGCAAACUAGAUUCCCUAUGGGGAAAGGAAAUGUUUGCUGUCUGUACGGAUAUUGAAACAGAAACGGCAAAGAUGACAGUGCAUUCAGAGAUGGUGGUGGGAUGCACAACAAAUGCAGGCUUCAUUAAAAGAGCCGAUUAAACUGAGUGUCUGUAGUAUUACAGCUGAGGCUUGAUGAAAGAGGGAGAAUUAGAACACAGUGUAAUAUUCUAUUAAAGCUUUCAGUUUUAUCUCUGAAGCUUAGUGCACUCUGGGUUGAAGACAUUUUGGAGCUCAUUUGUGUUCAUUUUGCUGAACAGGCUUAUCUUGAGAUUCCAUGAACUACUUUUGCUAAAAACUUUAAGCAAUUUGUGACUCCCAGUUUUGAAAAGAGCAGCUUAAAUUUGGGGACCAGAGAUUUCAAAUUGUGUACAUUCAAGCCUAUUUGAUUUUUAAACAGCACUGGCAAGAAAGAUCAAAGAGUUUUGUGAUAGUAAGCUACACAUAUAACAUUCAUAGAGACUUUCUAAUUUAAGUCUUUCUUUAGUGGUGGCUUCAUUAUAGAAUGGAUUUGUGUGGAAUUUCUAGUGUUGAUGUUCACAGAUGUAGCAGGCAUCUCUCUAAACAACCAGAAAUGAAAGAAAAAACAAGUUUCAGUGUUGUAAAGUACAUCUUUUUUGGAUUUAAUGUCUUUAUUUGGCUUUUAGGCUGUGGUAUGCUGUCGCUGGGUGUCUGGCUACAGCUUAACCGCACCCCACAUGUCUCCCUCAUGCCCACACAUGCCUUUCUGAGUGCUUCUGCUCUUUGCAUCACUGCUGGCGCCAUUGUUUUGGUCGUGGGAUUUCUUGGUUGCUGUGGUGCAUUUCUUGAAAAUCAGUGUAUGCUGGUAGGGUAUUUUGUGAUGGUAUUACUCAUAUUUACCAUGGAGGUUACAGCAGGCUGCCUUGGAUUUCUCAAAAAAGAUGAGCUGAGGAAUGUCAUCCAUCAGGAGCUUUUGCUGAGCAUUCAGCAAAACUAUCAGAGUGAUGAAACAGUGGAGAAGGAGUCCGUCUAUCAUUCUACUUCAGAUAAAAAUAAGCCAGAUGAUUGGUUUCGAGUAAUUGACGGCUUGCAAUCUGAGCUACAGUGCUGCGGAGUGAAUAAUUUCACUGAUUGGUACAACAUCAAGGCGUGGCCAAAUGAGCAGAAGGUCCCAGACUCCUGCUGCAAGCAGCCAGAGGAGGGCUGUGGUCAGUUGGAGCCAAGGUUUUGGUUCAAGGAUGGCUGCAUGGGAGAGAUAGACUACUUUUUUUCAAGGAACAUGUACAUUCUUGGUGUUGUGGGGAUUACAGUUGCUGUAGUACAGAUUUUGGGCAUGGUUGCUGCUGUGGUCCUGUUCUGUUACAUUCGGAGCAAUAGAUUCUUUCUGUAAAAGUUUCUAUCAUGUUUUCUCGUCCUGUGGAUAAGGAACUGACACCAGGUAUUCUAUGUGAAAUCGGUGAUCAAGAGACAAUCAAAACAGGCUGAGCUCUGCAUUUAUAGAAUUUUCUCACAGAAGUAUUUCAAGAAGAAAUCAUCAUGUGUGAAUGACCCAUCCUUCAUGUGUUUGCUGUUGUCUUCAAAAGGCUCGUAGCUUACAUCACUUUCUUCUUGUCUUUGAGGCAGCUGUUGGCAUUGUGUCCUUAUUUUAUUAAAAGUAUAUGAAUACCCUUCAGCUUGCUUGAAUGCGAGGAAGGUGUCACUGAUCAGUAUAUUGUGAAGUGUGUGAGGUUGCCUAUUGUGCUGCCUCAGCUGCUGAUUCUUACUGCUGUUUUGAGGUUCUCAGUGAACACAAGGCUGAUAAAUCAGUGUCAUUUUUUAAAAUUUAUUUAAAUUUUUUUAUUUUUAAAAAUACUUACAUAGUUGACAGAAUUUUCAGAUCUUUAUUGCAUUAGGUGCUUGAUCAGAUAUAUUUGAAUAUAUGUGAAAAUUCGUUGACCUACCAAAAUGUUGCAUUGUUGUGGGAAUGUUUGCCAAUUUGAAGUGUGACAUAGACGUAGCGAUAAGGUGUGAAAGCUCUCUCUAACAACACUAGAAAAUGCUUGUUAAGUGCUAUUUUCAAAAUGCAGAAAGUUCGCAGUGGGACAACAAUGGUGACCAUGCUGAUUUCUUUCAUUCUUAACUCUUGUGUGCAUUUUAUAGGCACAUUUUUUAGCACAAAGCAUAUGUAAAAGGUAUUUGUUCCCAAAAUUUGAGUUAUGCAUAUAUAACUUACAAGUUAGAAAAUCAUCCUUUUUAUAACUGUAUGCAACUUUUCUGCUCACAGUAACCACAAGAGGAAUCUGUGUCUCUCACUCAAUUCUAAACAAUUACAGUUUAUCUUAAUUUCUUCCACCUUCACUUUGUCUAAUAUGUCUUAUUCACCUUCCUUCACUCAUUAUUCAUUUUCAAAACUUGCUGCCACCCCUAAACUGGUUUUACAUAAUCCAGCACUACCUCGUGUUUAGUCCCCUCUUUAUGCGAGGCAUGGCUGUCAAGCAUAAUUAUGUAAAGGUAAUUACAUGAUCAUCCUGCUAAAAUAAAACUUUCAAGAGAAAAGAUUAGGACUAGGUAGUGCCUUACAUUACAACUGUUAAUAGUUGCUUAAGCCGUUUCUUCUGAGAAGUUUUUGUCAUAGGAUUCUUUAAUGGUGAUUAUAAUUUCAUUAUUACUUUCUUUUCUGAAUCCAUGCUAAAGAUUAUUAAAAAUGUGCAAUAUAUUUAAUAUUCUUCAAAUUUUUGCAAAUUUUAUUUUUAUGUGUAUGUUAAAGCCAACAGGUCACUGAGAUUUGCAUUUCCAUACAGGGUUCAUAUUGUCUUUGCAGUUUUUGCAACAUGUUUAGGUGUAUUUUAUCUUCAGUGGUUGCUUGAUAGAUACUGAUGGUUGGGUCAGUUUGAUUUCUUUAUGAAUAAAAAGAAAAAUUACAUGCAUUACUAAUACUCUUUGUCAGUGGAGACUAAAGCUAGUCACAAUCAGCCAACUGUGCCACUGAUUUGUUAUGUUUAGUUAUAUGAUGCACCUCAUAUUCUAGAAUUAUAAUCUGUGCUAGUCAAAUUGACGGUUUCUUUAGCUGACAUAAACUCAUGGCUUAGUCUUCACUUCUAUGGAUAGCAUCACACGUAGCAACGAAUGAUUAACUUGCUGUAAUGCCACAUAUGUAAUUGGUCUUUGAAGACAUGAAGAAACCCCAUAAUAAAUAAGAAAAAGACCAAACAUAUCUGAAUAAGGCCUUAUCAGACUACUCAUCAAUGUUAUUAAGCGAAAAAUACUAUCGUCUGAAAAAAAUUGUUUAGUGCAAAUAUUCAUUGAAAGAAAUGUUUUGUUCUACUUGCAGUAAACAGUAAAUUUGACCACCAGCUUUGCUCAAUAUACUUUUCAGGAUAUGAACAUUUAUUACAACUGAAUCUUUCAGUGAGGCAUGACUUUAUUAUGUUAAAAAAUCUCUUUGGUCAUCAGAACAUGAGUCAUGCUCCCCUUCAUAAAUCAGGCUGUAGUUGUGUUAAUGUGUCAUGGACUUUGUACUUUUUAUCUAGUACUGUAACAUGAAUCUGUGCUUUGUAUGAUGACCCUGUUUUAUCAUUGAUGCUGGGUCAUGAGAGCCAGCAUUCUUAUUUGCAGUUGAUUUUACUGUUUUGUUAUGUUUAGUCCCCCACCCUUCAUGGCAUGGAGACCCUCUUUCACAAUUUAUACUUUUGUUGCACAUUAGAUCAGUAGUUCAGUCUUAGUAGCAGUGAAUGUUUAAUAACUGGUCACCAAAAUAUUAAAGAACAGAAAAUAAGCAUUAUUGUUAGAGAACGCAUUUAACAAGACUGCAUACUUGCCAGCAACAGUUAUAAUGUUCUAGGGCAAUGACAGUUUUUAUUCCAUCCUCCACCCCCCUUCCCACCAGCUGCCAUCAGAAAUUGUCUUCAAACUUUAUUGAACUGAAAAGAAAAUGUGAGAUAUGGAAAUUGAUUACUACUUGCUGAUGAUUUUUUCUGGGGGGGGGGGGUGUUGUCAUGUGAGUGCUAUGUGGCUGUUUUUGAACACAUGUUUGCACAAUAGAGGUCUGUUUCCUGUGUAAUCAUUACUUUUGCAUGUAUCAUUUUCUGGAGAUAAUAUGAUCAAAUUAAAAAAAAAACAAGUUCUGUAGCCAGUGUUGUAAUAAAAUGUUUUAUCUCCCGGCCAAAGAAGUAUUAACUAACAGCUUUAUUUUUGCACGGUCCAUGUGAACUUGAAGUUUGUUACUGGUGAAGGCAUUUCGCAGAUGGUUACUUACAUAAAUCUCUACAUCUGUGCUUAAGUACAUGGACAUAAAUACAUGAAAACCUCUUCUAUAUAGAGAGGCAGCAGGGAUUUCUUCUAAUAAACAGCUGCUGCUUGGAAAUGUGUAGUACCAAUCCUGUAAUUUUUUAUGGGUGGGAGUUGUCGUUGGUAAUGAUGUACACUGUUUAGUAUCCAUCAUCCUUGAAAGAGAUAUUUUGUAAUGAUUAUCAUCAUUGCUAAUUGCUAGUUUCACAGUUUAUAGGACAUAACUAUUGUACUGCUAUGUAAAAAUUUGAACGUUUGUAUGUACACCGUAUGACCUGCUCUUGAUGUAUUAUAAUCAAAGUAAAAAGUUAUGAAACCCAUGAAAUUCCUGUCACUUGUCAAUAAACAUGAUUCAAACCAUA